GCUCUCGCGUAAGAUCCGGGCCCGAGGAAGGAUGAAUGCAAAUUUCAAAGAUGGCGGCGGAGGGAGGAGGGAAGGAGAUGAACGAAAUUAAAACUCAGUUCACCACCCGGGAAGGCGCCUACAAACUCCUCACUCACUCCGAAUAUAGCCGCCCCAACAGGGUGCCUUUUAAUUCACAAGGUUCUAACCCCGUUAAAGUCUCUUUCGUCAACGUCAACGAUCAGUCUGGCAACGGCGACAGAAUCUGUUUCAAUGUGGGCCGGGAGCUGUACUUCUAUAUCUACAAAGGCGUCAGAAAGGCUGCCGACUUGAGCAAGCCAAUCGACAAGCGGAUCUACAAGGGGACGCAGCCCACGUGCCAUGACUUCAACCACCUGACGGCUACGGCCGAGAGUGUUUCUCUGCUGGUUGGCUUUUCAGCUGGCCAGGUGCAGCUCAUCGACCCUAUCAAGAAGGAGACGAGCAAGCUCUUCAAUGAAGAAAGACUGAUAGACAAGUCGCGAGUGACGUGCGUCAAGUGGGUGCCGGGCUCGGAGAGCCUGUUCCUGGUGGCGCACGCCAGCGGCAGCAUGUACCUGUACAACGUGGAGCACACGUGUGGCACGACGGCGCCGCACUACCAGCUUCUGAAGCAGGGCGAGAACUACGCCGUGCACACGUGCAAAAGCAAGCAGGCGCGGAACCCACUGCUGCGCUGGACAGUGGGCGAGGGCGCGCUGAACGAGUUCGCCUUCUCGCCGGACGGCAAGCACCUGGCGUGCGUGAGCCAGGACGGCUUCCUGCGCGUGUUCAACUUCGACGCGGUGGAGCUUCACGGCACAAUGAAGAGCUACUUCGGCGGCCUGCUGUGCGUGUGCUGGAGUCCCGACGGCAAGUACAUCGUGGCGGGCGGCGAAGACGACCUGGUGACGGUGUGGUCGUUCCUGGACUGCCGGGUGAUCGCGCGCGGCCACGGCCACAAGUCGUGGGUGAGCGUGGUGGCGUUCGACCACUGCACCACCAGCGUGGAGGAGAGCGAGCCGCUGGAGUUCAGCGGCUCCGACGAGGACUUCCAGGAGCAGCCGCCUCCGCCGCCGCCCGUGUCGUCGUCUGCCACCGCCUCCUCGUCCUCGCAGUUCGGCCGCGACCGUGCCAACAGCACGCAGUCGCGACUGUCCAAGCGCAACUCCACCGACAGCCGGCCGGUCAGCGUGACGUACCGGUUCGGCUCGGUGGGCCAGGACACUCAGCUGUGCCUGUGGGACCUCACCGAGGACAUCUUGUUCCCCCACCUGCCGCUCUCGCGAACGCGGACGCACACCAACGUCAUGAACGCCACCAGCCCCCCUGGUGGGACGGGCGGCACCGGAACCGGCACGGGAGGCGUCGGGGGAAGCGGGACCGUCAUCUCCACGGCGACGGCAACAUCCACGACGACGGCCGGCGCCAACAGCAGCAACCCCAGCACCAACGGCAACAACAGCGGCGCCAACACGCCCUCGGCGCCCAACUCGCUCACCACGGCGGCCGCCACGCUGCCGCGUUCCAACAGCCUCCCGCAUGGGGCGGCCAGUGUCGCCGGCGGCAACAGCAGCAGCGGAGGAGGCGGUGGCACCACCGGCGGCGGCGGCAAAUCGGGCGGUGUGAUGGACGGCGGGCUGGCCAAGUUCGCUACGCUCUCGCUGCACGACCGCAAGGAGCGCCACCAGCACCACCACCACCACCACGAGAAGGACCACAAGCGCAACCACAGCAUGGGCCACAUCAGCAGCAAGAGCAGCGACAAGCUCAACCUGCUGGCCAAGCAGAGCAAAACGGACCCGGCCAAGACGCUGGGGACACUGCUGUGUCCGCGCAUGGAGGACGUGCCCCUGCUGGAGCCACUUAUCUGCAAGAAGAUUGCGCACGAGAGACUCACCGUCUUGAUCUUUCUCGAGGACUGUUUUGUCACCGCUUGUCAGGAGGGAUUUAUUUGCACAUGGGCAAGGCCUGGUAAAGUGGGCUUAUUGUCAUCCCAAAACCAAGCCAACUCACCAAGUGGGACUGUAGUAUAGCCACAAUAUUUCUGCUGCUAAGAAUCCUGCAUCACAGAGAUGUUGAGGCACACAGAGGCGGAUGCUGCUCUUCACCCUCAAAAAGCAUUGCAAGUUUUGUUUUGUCCUUAUACCCCUUUCCUUGAUUUCUUUUUUUCUUCCUUUUCCCCAUUUCUUUUCCUCCCUAGUUUUCACUCCCUGCUGAGAUCUUUAUGUUUUGGUUGUCACUUGUACGGCCCAGAGUUUGGUGGAUGUGCAUAGAUACAGAUGGGAAAAAAAGGGGUGUGGUGCAAUUUUCUUUUUUCUUCCAAAAAGCGGCUGGUGUAUCCCCGGAUUUUUAAAGAGUUGUAUUUAUUUUAAAUUCUUUUUUUUUUUUUUUUUUUUUUUUGGCUAACACACAUCUGCUUCACUUUCUACCCCACAUCCACUUCUGUUCUGCCUCCCCUCCCUCCCUUCUCCUCUCCUGCUGGAUUUUGGAUCAUGGUUGACUAAAUGAACCAUACCAACUAAUCACUGGUUAAGGAUCCCAUCCGGCCGAUGUUCUCAAACAAAGGGAGGCACGAGUCUGAGGAUUUCACCGCCCCCCAGAUUCCUCCUCUCUUCCCCUCUUCUCCAACCACCUUUUCUUUAGACUCUUUCCUCAUUGAGAACUUUUGCACUGAUUUUUUUUUUUUUUUUUUUUUUGGUCUUUUGUUUUGUAACUACUAUAAAGGAUUUAAAAAAAAAUGGGAAGGUUCAGGGGAUGACCUCCAUGCACUUGGCUUUGUUAUCCUCUGUCUUGAAAUUUGAAAUCUGAAAAAGCUGGAUGCUGCAAUCAUAGUUUUUUAAAACGAGAAAAAAAAUGUGUUUGCACUUAAUAGUUUAUUAGAAGAGAAUGGCUUUACAUUUUUGUGUGUGUGCGCGCGCAAGGACUCGCAGACAGAAAUAAGGAGGAGAGAAUAUGAACUGAUAACUUUGUAUCUAUUGAGCAUUUAUUUUAAUAUUGUUUCAGAUCAAAAUCUGCUCUGUAUGAUAUUGUACAAUAUUGUAAUUCAGUGAUUUGAUGAGGCAAACAGCAAACUGAUCAGUGCUCUAGUGGACGUUUUUGUCAUCAUUAAAGGAAAUAGUGAUCUUUCUUAAGCAGAAAACUAUACAUAUUAAUAAUAUUAAAAUAAUCUUAAAUAUGCAGGUUUCUGUUUUUUUUCUUUAUUUUUCUUGUACAAAUGUUCAUCCAGAGGUAUUUUGGUAUAGGAGAUUUUUUGUGUUAAAUGCUCUCAUUGACGAGCUGAAACGCUUACCUGUUGUUAACAGAUUCACGAAAGAAUGAUAGAAAAAAAACGUAAGAAAGAAAUAUAGAAGUGUAAUUCAGCAGAGGGGCUGUUCAGACUCUACAACUAUAUGAAGCUCAGGAAGUCUCAAGAAAAGACUAAAGAAAAAAAAAAUAAACAAACACAAAAAAAGAUGAAGAUAGUUCAUAUUUUGCCUACCAACAGCAAUGCUAUUACUCAAUGUAACGCUAAGUAACAUCCAACUAGGAACAAAUAGGUUUGAAGUUGAACAGUAGGACCCUUAUCUGUGUGACACACUUAAAUGUUUUUUACUGUAUCCUCUUUUGUGACUACCAAUCAUUGUUGAUGAAACCUACAUUGACUACACUAACUGGGGAAGGGAUGAAGACACCGACAUGGUCAUACCCUUGGUUUUUCAAUGUGGUUGACAUUUUACAUUUCACCUUUUGUUCUGCAUUAAAACGAGAACGUAUAUGAA
Messenger RNA from Alosa sapidissima (American shad), 3758 nucleotides. RefSeq names its product WD repeat domain 20a (gene wdr20a). NCBI's taxonomy places the organism in Eukaryota, Metazoa, Chordata, Actinopteri, Clupeiformes, Clupeidae. Gene Ontology annotation, molecular function: protein binding. The coding region runs from base 36 to 2033 and encodes 665 amino acids. The record is from RefSeq and is a predicted model, not a curated record. The transcript is spliced from 4 exons.